UUCACCAAUUUGUCUAAUCUUCUUUGCUUCUCUGCUUCCAUAUCUGCAACAAUGGCUUCCACGAGAAUAUUAUUUUUGUUUUCUCUAAUGUUUAGCUUUUUCAUGGCUUCCUCCUUUGCUAGUAAUUUUCAACAAGAAUUUGACAUCACAUGGGGUGAUGGCCGAGCUCAAUUCCUGAAUAAUGGAGAGCUUCUCACCUUAUCACUCGACAAGACUUCUGGGUCUGGUUUCAAGUCUAAGAAUCAAUAUCUAUUUGGAAAGAUCGAUAUGCAGCUCAAGCUGGUUCCCGGUAAUUCGGCCGGCACGGUUACUGCUUACUAUCUUUCAUCUCUUGGGUCUACACACGAUGAGAUCGAUUUUGAAUUUCUUGGUAACCUUAGUGGUGAUCCUUAUAUUCUUCACACUAAUGUUUUUACACAAGGGAAGGGCAAUAGGGAGCAACAGUUCUAUCUUUGGUUUGACCCUACUGCUGACUUCCACUCCUAUUCCAUACUUUGGAACCCUCAGCACAUACUUUUCUCAGUAGAUGGCACUCCUAUUAGGGAGUUCAAGAACUUAGAAUCGCGUGGCAUCGCAUACCCGAAAGACCAACCAAUGAGGAUCUACUCUAGUCUAUGGAACGCUGAUGAUUGGGCAACAAGAGGUGGACUUGUCAAGACAGAUUGGAGUAAGGCUCCAUUCGUAGCUUCAUAUAAGAACUUCAAUUCUCAAGCCUGCAUAUGGAGUAGUUCAGGGUCUUCUUCCUGUUCAUCAUCAUCAAAUAACUCCAACAACACUUCUUGGUUAAAGGAAGGCCUGGACUCAACAGGCCAACAAAGAAUGAAACGAGUCCAAUCGAAGUAUAUGAUCUACAAUUACUGUUCUGAUACUAAGCGAUUCUCUCAAGGUCUCCCACCUGAAUGCACACUCACAUAGCUUAUUAAAAGUUGUUCUCUUUCAAAC
Telopea speciosissima is the source of this 942-nucleotide messenger RNA. RefSeq names its product probable xyloglucan endotransglucosylase/hydrolase protein 23. The coding region runs from base 52 to 915 and encodes 287 amino acids. The transcript is spliced from 5 exons. The record is from RefSeq and is a predicted model, not a curated record. Gene Ontology annotation, cellular component: cell wall; apoplast. NCBI's taxonomy places the organism in Eukaryota, Viridiplantae, Streptophyta, Magnoliopsida, Proteales, Proteaceae. Gene Ontology annotation, molecular function: xyloglucan:xyloglucosyl transferase activity; hydrolase activity, hydrolyzing O-glycosyl compounds. Gene Ontology annotation, biological process: xyloglucan metabolic process; cell wall biogenesis.